Messenger RNA from Lolium rigidum, 2845 nucleotides. RefSeq names its product mitochondrial proton/calcium exchanger protein-like. Gene Ontology annotation, cellular component: mitochondrial inner membrane. The record is from RefSeq and is a predicted model, not a curated record. Gene Ontology annotation, molecular function: ribosome binding; calcium ion binding. The transcript is spliced from 15 exons. The coding region runs from base 176 to 2476 and encodes 766 amino acids. Lineage: Eukaryota; Viridiplantae; Streptophyta; Magnoliopsida; Poales; Poaceae. Gene Ontology annotation, biological process: intracellular monoatomic cation homeostasis.
GCCUUCCCGACUGUUCCUGCGAAGCUCCCGGCCCUUCCCUCCCAUCCCCCACCGACGAAGGUGGAACUGCAGGUCCGGCGGACGGCGGUCCGGCGCGCCUCCAAGUCCGUGGAGGGCUCUGCCUGAAAAGGCAUGACCUUUGCCUUCCUAUUGGGAAGGUGAGCAGCAACCAAGCAUGGCUUCAAGGGCGAUCAUUAGGAGAAGAAAGUAUCUCUUAGAUCAUGUUAACAGACCUAUCCUCUCGUCUUGCUCCUCUUCAUUCCAGCAUGGAACAUUUGGUCUCAAUGCUGAGUCAAGAAUCGGACAGCAAUUUCUUGAGCAAAGCUUAGGGGCCUCAAAGUCUGAGAAGGAGAAGGAGCAGUAUAGUGUCAAUUUGGCCAAGGGGGGUCUUCUAGGCUCUGAUAAUGGGCUUCUGCGCCGUCCAGCUCAUGUGAUUUCUCUCUAUGGUUAUGGAAUUGGAAGGAAUGAAUUUGCACUGCCUUUGGGAGCUAAAGGUUUGUUGCAGUCAGUUCGCAGAGCAUCAACUGCUACUGCUGGGCAACCUAAGUUGGAUACUGAAGAACAGAGUGAUGACCAAAACCAGAAUAAAAGGAAAAAGGAGGCAUCCCCAGAAGAAUGUGAUCAGGCUGUGGAAGGCCUAAGCACGGCAAAAGCUAAAGCCAAAGCCAAGCAGGUGCAAGAUUUGCUAAAGGCUGACCAGUCAAUCGUAAAAAAAUUCUGGGCAAGGCUUCUGGGUAUCGGCCCGGCUCUUCGAGCUGUUGCUUCAAUGAGCAGAGCUGAUUGGGCUACAAAACUGAAGCAUGGGAAAGACGAAUUCAUUUCCACACUGCAGCAUUACUGGCUAGGAACAAAGCUACUCUGGGCAGACGUUAGGAUUUCAUCAAGAUUGCUGGUGAAACUUGCUGGUGGGAAAAGUCUUUCUAGAAGAGAGAGGCAGCAGCUCACCCGUACAACAGCAGAUAUCUUCAGGCUGGUACCUGUUGCUGUGUUCAUUGUUGUCCCAUUCAUGGAAUUUCUACUGCCAGUGUUUCUUAAGUUGUUUCCAAAUAUGCUGCCAUCAACUUUCCAAGACAAGAUGAAAGAAGAGGAAGCAUUGAAAAGGAAACUAAAAGCAAGGAUGGAGUAUGCAAAGUUUUUGCAAGAUACUGCAAAAGAAAUGGCAAAGGAAGUUCAAACAUCACGUAGUGGAGAAACAAAACAGACAGCUGAAGAUCUGGACGAAUUUUUAAACAAGGUAAGGAAAGGUGAACGUGUAUCCAAUGAUGAGAUCUUGGGCUUCGCCAAGUUAUUUAACGAUGAACUGACUUUGGAUAACAUGAACAGAGCGCGCUUGGUAAAUAUGUGCAAGUAUAUGGGUAUUCGACCUUUUGGUACAGACCAUUACUUGAGGUUCAUGCUUCGCAAAAAGCUACGAGACAUUAAGAACGAUGAUAAAAUGAUUCAAGCGGAGGGUGUUGAGUCUCUUUCUGAAGAGGAGCUCCGGCAAGCCUGCCGUGACCGUGGUCACCUUGGUCUGCGGUCAACAGAAGAAAUGCGUCAACAGCUACGAGACUGGUUGGAUCUCUCACUUAAUCGUGCUGUGCCAUCUUCCCUUCUCAUACUUUCAAGAGCUUUUACCCUGUCUGGGAGAAUGAAACCUGAGGACGCUGUUGUAGCAACAUUGUCUUCUUUACCAGAUGAAGUUGUGGAUACAAUUGGGACAGUAUUGCCAUCUGAAGAUUCAGUUUCUGAGAGGAGGAGAAAACUGGAAUUCCUUGAGAUGCAGGAAGAACUUAUCAAGGAGGAAGAGAAGAAGAAAGAGAAAGAAGAGAAGGAAAAACAAAAGAAGGAAGAGAAGGCAAAUCUCAAAGAACCAGAGGCUGCUGAAGAAGAUUUGGCUUUAAAGGAAAUGACUGAGCCUACUGCUAGGGAAGAAGAAGAACUCAGAGAAUCUAAACAUGACAAGGAACAGCUCUGUAAUAUCAGUCGGGCAUUGGCUGUGCUAGCAUCUGCAUCGUCUGUCAGCAAGGAGCGUCAAGAGUUCCUGAGCCUUGUCAACAAGGAGAUAAAUCUGUAUAACUCCAUGCUUGAAAAAGAAGGCACAGAGGGUGAAGAAGAAGCUAAAAAGGCAUAUAAGGCUGCUCGAGAGGAGUCAGAUGACGCUGCAGAGGUUGCUGCAGAAGAAAAGGUCUCAUCAGCGCUGAUUGACAAGGUUGAUGCUAUGCUUCAGGAACUAGAAAAGGAGAUCGAUGAUGUGGAUGCACAAAUCGGGAACCGCUGGCAACUGCUUGAUAGGGAUCAUGAUGGCAAAGUGACUCCUGAGGAAGUAGCAGCAGCUGCGGCUUAUCUCAAGGACACCAUAGGGAAGGAAGGCGUCCAAGAGCUUAUCAGCAACCUUUCUAAAGACAAAGAAGGGAAGAUCCGUGUGGAAGACAUCGUGAAGCUGGCAUCUCAAACAGAGGAAAACAAUGAAGAUGAAGAGGAAUCACGGCAUUAGUUGAAAAUGCGCUUGAAGACAUUUUUUUGCGUGUUGAGAGGUGCAACUAUCAUUUCAGUCCAGGCAGGACCUUCUGAGUAUCUCAAUACUCCAUUGCCAUGUGUAUAGAUCAAAAGACAAGACGGCCAUUUUUUUGUGCCACUUUGGGUUUACUCCGGUAGAGCGACUAGUUACGAUAACUUGCUGCGAAGAUGAUGACAUGCAUAUACUUAGGCUCUGGUCUCGUGGAUUGGCAGGUAAACUGCAACCGAGAUUUCAACUGGUUGCUAUGGAAGAGGAAAUACAGUGCGGUUGAACCUUGGAGUUGGGAUGCUACCCAACAACCUAUGAACUUUAAAUCUAUUUCAACUUCUGAGGCUCCUGAUUUAA